GACGAGACGGGCGUCGUCGUCCUCCCCUCGCGGUUUCCACGGAGCCACCAUUUUUCUUUCCGUUUCGGUGGUUGCUUCUGCAGUCGAUUCAGGCCCAACACGCCAUAAAUUCCCUCCAAGCCUCCCCUUGCCCUCUCCUCCGAUCAUUCGCCGAGACACUUUCCUAUUUCAGUCGGGGCUCGCUGGCCGGCUUCAAAUGCUGGUCCUCUCUCGCUCCAUCGUUGCCUGAGCAAAUCCACCACCGGCUCAGGACCGGUCCCUUCCUGAAAUCUCCCCCAGCUUCUAGAAUUCUCUCGCCCCGACGCUGCGCUUCGGCCGCGUCGAGGUGAAAUUUGGAUUCUUUAGUCCAAGCUCGCAUCUUGGGAGAUACGGAUUGGAUUCUUUUUGAGCGGAAUCCCACCGGCUGAGCUUUCGAGAGGUCGGAUUCGGGGAGGGCGUUCCGGUGGGGCGCGGGCGUAGUAGCAGCAGCAUGACGAUCGAUCUGUCCACCAUGCCCGGGAGCUCGGCGCGCCUUCUCGACACCGCGGGGAGGAAGGACAUGAACUUCUUCAGGAACCGCUACGUGCUCGGGCUCACCGGCGUCGCGGGAAUCGGCGGCUUCCUCUUCGGCUACGACACAGGUGUCAUAUCUGGAGCCCUUCUGUACAUUCGGGACGAUUUCCCGGCUGUGAAAGACAAUUUAUUCUUGCAGGAGACAAUCGUUAGCAUGGCUUUACUUGGAGCCAUGCUUGGAGCAGCUGGGGGUGGUUGGAUAAAUGAUGCCUAUGGUCGUAAGAAGUCGACUCUUCUUGCAGACAUGAUGUUUGCAAUCGGGUCACUUGUUAUGUGUGCUGCUGGCGGUCCUUACGUUCUGAUUCUUGGAAGGCUCUUUGUUGGAUUGGGUGUAGGGAUAGCAUCAGUCACAGCCCCAGUUUACAUUGCUGAAGCUGCUCCUUCAGAAAUUAGGGGAGGUUUGGUGUCAACUAAUGUCCUCAUGAUUACUGGUGGUCAAUUCUUCUCGUACCUGGUCAAUCUUGGCUUUACCGAGGUUCCUGGAACAUGGCGCUGGAUGCUUGGAGUUGCUGCCGUGCCAGCAGUCGUUCAGUUCGUGCUGAUGCUUUUUCUGCCAGAAUCGCCCCGUUGGCUAUACCGGAAGGAUGAGAAGGCAAAAGCUAUUGCUGUCCUGGAGCAGAUAUAUGACUCUGACCGUCUAGAUGAAGAGGUUGACCUGCUUGCUUCGUCUUCCAUGCAUGAAUUCCAGUCUAACUGUACUGGGAGCUAUCUGGACAUAUUCAGGUCGAAGGAACUAAGGCUUGCCUUUUGUGCUGGAGCUGGUCUUCAGGCCUUCCAGCAGUUCACUGGCAUCAACACUGUGAUGUACUACAGCCCCACGAUAGUCCAGAUGGCUGGAUUCACUUCCAACAGGUCGGCCUUACUCCUUUCCCUCAUCAUCGCUGCCAUGAACGCAAGUGGAACCAUUGUUGGAAUCUAUCUCAUCGACCGUUGUGGCCGCCGCCGCUUGGCCCUUACAAGCUUAGCCGGGGUUGUGCUUUCCCUUGUCAUUCUUGCCUUGGCCUUCAUACUGCAGUCAUCUUCCAGCCUUUGUGGGAGCUUAUUCAGUGGCUCUUGCCAAGGUGCGCUGGGUUGGUUCGCAGUCGGAGGGCUCGCUCUAUACAUCGCCUUCUUUUCUCCAGGCAUGGGCCCAGUCCCAUGGGCUGUGAACUCCGAGAUAUACCCUGAGGAAUACCGUGGAAUGUGCGGGGGCAUGUCAGCCACUGUCAACUGGAUUUCGAACCUGAUCGUGGCUCAGACAUUCCUCUCGAUUGUGGGGUGGGUUGGAACUGGCCCUACAUUUCUAAUCAUCGCCGGAAUUGCUGUGAUGGCCUUCAUCUUUGUGGCUCUGUAUGUGCCGGAGACGAAAGGCCUGAGCUUCGAGCAGGUUGACCUCCUAUGGAAGGAGAGGGCUUGGGGUAACCAGGGCAGCCACGAGAGCCUCUUGGGUGCAGCACCGUAGAGGGUCCUCCUGCUCUGAUCCUGCAGGCGGGUGCUCCUUUUAACAUGGCACCGUGCUGCACCUGGCUAGUCUGCCCACGCCAUUGCCUGACCUCUAGCUAGGAAGGUCUUAAAAAGAGCUGGAUGGAUGCAGAUACAACCUGUUUCUCUGGGUGGUGUUUAGAUCGCUCCUAUGUUGCCUUGAUGUAUGUACUAUCGUCGUGUUUAUGAUCUAAGCAUAUUGUGGUCGCUUGUUCAUGUCGAAAAGACCGUGUGACUGAGAUCGGUUUCGUGCAUUGCUGGCGGGAGUGAUGGUAUCAAGGGAAUCAAUGAGCUACACUGGCAGGGAAAAGCAGAUGAACAACUGAUGUCUUUAGCAGUUUAUAUUUUGUUUGGAUUUUGUGUCUGUAAUUGGAAAACUGGCUCCUAGAUUGCAAUUGUGUAUAAACCUUAUAUACCAACGAUGGCUCCUCUCGCCUCUUGUCUCAAA
Messenger RNA from Lolium rigidum, 2461 nucleotides. Its product is annotated as inositol transporter 1. The record is from RefSeq and is a predicted model, not a curated record. The coding region runs from base 470 to 1993 and encodes 507 amino acids. Gene Ontology annotation, biological process: transmembrane transport. Gene Ontology annotation, cellular component: membrane. The transcript has 6 exons. Gene Ontology annotation, molecular function: myo-inositol:proton symporter activity. NCBI's taxonomy places the organism in Eukaryota, Viridiplantae, Streptophyta, Magnoliopsida, Poales, Poaceae.